GCAGGAGCCGCGAAACUAGAAAAAAAACACACAACUUGUAAAUGAGUGUUUACACAGAGUCAGAGUUAAACACAAAGCUAAACACAGAGUUCAACACAGAGUUCAACACAAAGACAGCUGCACUCACAUGGAGGGAGCAUCUACCAAAGGAGUUCUGAGUCACCUGAGUCUACUGGAGGUUCAGGCGAGGAGCCGCAGACAUGUUCCCCCGCAGAGGAGCCGCGUGAAGGAGCUGAGGGCGGAAGCUGAAGCGCUGAGGGUCCGGAGAGAGCAGCUGAAGACGGAGCUACAGACACGUCAGAGUCUUCAGAGACUGAGGACGUCUUUGGACAAAAAGAGCACCGAAGAGGAGGAGGAGGAGGAAAUGGAUGAAGACUCUGAGAACUCACAGCUGCUGAGGCUGAUGGCCAGACACACACAACUGAAGGAUCUUCUGCUCGCUCAUCACCUCAUCGGCGGGUACGACAUCGUCAAGACGCGCCACGGCAAAGGAGUGUGCGUGUCUGUGGCGACGGCCUACGAGGGCGUCUGCUUGGAGACCUACAACCUGGAGAUCGACCUGAAGCCAACGCUGAGGAUCAGUCGUCACAACGUUCCCCCGUUCAUUCCUCUGAGCGGCCUCGCCGAGCAGAGCGACAUGCAGACGGACAUAAGGGCUUUUCUGGACACACUCAGCCAACAUCUCAACGCCUUCGCUGGGCGCAAGCAGCAGCUGCAGCUUGUCAAGGAGCAGCACAAGUCCAUCGAAGUGAUGGAGAGCAACGUCUUGUGUUCGAUACUCGUGCUGAUGUUCACUGUGCCGAGGACGAAGACCGCCGUCCUCUGCACGCUGGACUACACUGACCACACCGCGUGUCUUCCAGCAAGAGUCCAGUUUGAAUGCGAUGUCAAGGAGAUUCUCGAGUCUCCAGAGUGGAGGAAAAACUGCGGCCUGCUCAUGGAGACUCCACUGCACAAAGCUUUGAUGACCAUGAAGAAGAUGGGGAAUAUUAUUUAAUCACAAGUAAUGAAACAGUAUAUAUAAGAAUAAUCUUUUUUUGUCUUGCUUGAUAGUAGCUGAUACAUUUGUGCUGUCAGGUUCCUCUAUUGAGGUUCCAGUAUUUCUACGCUGCUUUUGUCUCUGAGACUUUCUAUAAACGCUGCCACCCUCUUGUGUAACGUUUCCCUCUGAAGCCGCCGCGCCCCCUCCAGUUCCUCUCGGGCUUUCUGCUGUUUUCUGGCCAGUUCUUUUUCUGAUAUCGAGUCGAUAGUUGCAAUAUUUUUCAUCUGCAUGAGAGACACGUUGCCUUUGCGUCUCACUGGACUCGUGGGUUUGGCCACCGAGGGUGGAGGUGCUGAGAUCGACCGACUCUGCUUCACCGCCUCAGAUCCAUCGUGGUGAUGCAGGGAUUUGCUGGAGCACAGACUCCUGCCGUCAGACGUGUGAAUGCCUCUCACGUGUGUCUCUGUGUCCUUGUGCUCUCCGAUUUCUUUCAUGGCGAUGUUGACUGUUGCUUUGGGUUCGCACACUUUCACCAUCACCACUCGUCUCUGCUCUUUAAACAGUGAGUCUCGUCUUUGCUGCAGCGUUUUACAGGUGUAGCGGUACUGUUUGUCCAGCAUGCUCAGUUUCUGCUGAAGAUCUCUGUCCUCCUUUUGGUUCAACACUCUCAGCUCUUUCUGCAGAACCCAUCGUCUGUGGACUGGAUCCAUUUGUAUAAGAUCUAGAUGGAGAAACACAUGUUUUGCCCAUUUUUCCUGUAAAUUUGCCAUCUAACUCUUUAUAAUAAAACCAUUGUUGCUA
Messenger RNA from Paralichthys olivaceus (Japanese flounder), 1783 nucleotides. RefSeq names its product centromere protein O (gene cenpo). The record is from RefSeq and is a predicted model, not a curated record. Lineage: Eukaryota; Metazoa; Chordata; Actinopteri; Pleuronectiformes; Paralichthyidae. Gene Ontology annotation, cellular component: kinetochore; Mis6-Sim4 complex.